ACCAUAAAACAUGUAAUGCAUUGAGAAUGCAUGAAGAGGGGUGCCCACGUGGGUAUGACAAGAGGGCGUGACGGUGCGGGCUGCCGUCGUCGUUCACGUGUGCAGAACUAAUUUACCAGUCUCCGCCUGACCAAUCAGGGCGUAUGUUUGUUGCAUGUUGGAAUUUUUUUUCUUUAAUAGGUCCAUGGGAUUACCACUUCGAUUUAUAAUAAGGAAGAUGGAACUAACCGCAUUCUGCUACUCAGAUGAACUUCAAACCGUACUUUCCUUGUUGCCGUUUAGUUCAAAACUGCGUGCUGCAUAUGGCAUUAACAAGAACCUGAGCGGAUGAACUAUUAAUCAGACAAGUGUCCUCCUCAUCUCUCAUUCCAGGUCUGGGGUUGGAAGACGGGUCUUCUUGACAUAUCACUCAUUCUCAGUUCUCCUGGUCGGGCGGCUUGGUGAGGAUUCUCUGGCCCUGCAGGGUACCAUGGCGUUGACACCAAUUUCAGACCAUUUGCCCCCAGCUCUGUUGGAAGCCUGUGUGGUCCUAGGAGCCUCGCACGACAGGCUGAAGGAGCUCUACCAGUCAAGACCGCUGGGCAAGGAUUGUAAUGGGACUCCAGAGCUCUCCCUGCUGGAGCCGGAGGUACUACACAUUGUGGCGCCUCUGCUCUUAAGCAACAGCCCUGCUCAGUGUGAGGCGGUGAGUUCACAAGGGCGACGCAGACGCCCAUUCAACAUGAAGAAGAAAGAACGUCCACCAUCAGCAGCAGCAGCGUCCUCUUGCUCAGUCCAGGGUAUUCCUGGUGAGAAAAGGAACAACACAAGUGGAGACAUCAGCGUUCCUAAAGAUAUUGACCUGAAGGCUCUGCCUCAUCUCUGUUUUCCUGACGGGCUUCAAGUAACCAAUGAGCUGAAAGAAGAGCGAUUCCACUUCCUGGUGUUCACUGAUGUGUUUGGCAACCGGACCCAUGGAGUGGUGAUGCAGUAUUACAGACUCAUAAUGGAAGGGACUCCUAUCUACCAGAACGGUCAUGGCUCCUUUCACUCCACCAGACUUUACUCUGCCUAUGGUUUCUGUGUGAUAUCCAAGUACCCUUACUACUCUGCGCUGAAGGACUGUAUGUCAUGUCUCCUAGUCCAGCUGAGGACCUCUCGUUUGUCCGAUAUGGAGGAGAGGGUGAAGGAGUUCACUGCCAGGCUGGCUCUGGUUCCCGUCCCACCGCCCGGGCCGCUACAUGUGAUGUUCUCCCUGCCUCCUCUCAACAUAGUUCUACCGGCCAGAGAAGAUGAGGACUGCCCACCCGUAGACCUAGACCUCCAGAUAUCACUGCUCUGCUUCAGACCCCAGCAGCUCCUUCAGGUGCUGUCCUCUCUCCUCCAGGAACAGAGGGUCGUGUUGUUUUCUGCUGAUUGGGCCCAACUCACUCUGGUGGCCGAGAGUCUACUGCUGUUUCUAAAGCCCAUGUCAUGGCAGCAUCCCUAUGUUCCUGUCCUGGCCAGUGGGAUGCUGGACUUCCUCAUGGCUCCUACUGCCUUCCUUAUGGGCUGUCACAGCAGCCAUUAUAAAGACGUCGCUGCUGAAACGGAUGACUUGAUCCUCAUCCACAUCGAUGCGGGUACUGUAUCCAGGUCUCAAUGUGACACCGUUGGUCUGCCAGAGAUCCCCAUUGCUGCGGCAGACUGCUUCACGCAAAGGUGUAUGUCCCUGCAGCUGCACUUCCAGCUGUUUCAGUGCCAGCGAUCCAGCUGCUCAGACAUCAAUGAGCAGAGGGCACAGAAGAGGGCGUGGCAGAGAAGCCUCAACAUGGACAUCCAAAAGAUCAUGCUGGAACUCAUGGUCAACAUUUUCAGGGACGUGAGCAGCCAUCUGAACUUUGAACACAGAGUGUUUAACAGUGAAGAGUUCCUCAAGACCCGAGAGCCGCCUGAAAUGCUUUUCUACAAAAUGGUUUUGGAGACCCACGUAUUUCAUUUUUUUCUGAAAGAUCGCCUUAACAGAAAGAUGGACUCUUUUGCUCGCAUGGAGCUCCACACACGCUCAGAGAUGCAGAAGUUAAAGUGCAUGGUGGUGAACCCUCGCAGGCCCACCAUGCAGGAGAUCCAGGCCCGCAGGACCGGCUGCCACCCUGAAGCCAUGCUUAACAAGAGGCUCGGCAUGAGCCUUCCAAACCUGGGGGACCACCCACAGGUCACUCGCCAGACACUCACUAAGAUCCUUAUAUAUGACCCGAUUUUGCAGAGUCCUCUGAAAUGCAUGAGGGUCUUUAAGCUGCCAGAGCUCCCUGCCUCCCUGUCACUCCUCUCCAUCCAGAGGUUCUACAAUGAGUUGAUCCUGCAGCUUGGCAAGGCCAUCUUCUGUGUCCCGCCCGAGAACUCUGCACUGCUGGCCAGGUUCUGUUACCUACGUGGUCUCAUCAACACCUUGUGUUCCCGCCGCCUGGAGGCUCUGAGGGACUUCCAGAACCUGUAUAAGACGGACACGUCCCUCUUCCCCACCCAGCUGGUGGCCUGGCUGGUGGACUCGCUACUCCUGGAGGAGAGGCAGCUGGCCGAGCGCCGGCCCGAGCUCAAGAGACUUUUCCUCAAGGUGAAGACCGACAACGAGCGAGUUUCCAUCCAGCCUGACGACCACGUCAAGAAGUUUGAGCUCCCAAGGUGCUGCCUGGCGCGGGAGGCCUUUGUGCGCUGCGUCCAGGAGUCUGGAAUAGUGAAGGACGGGCCCACCAUCCAACGUCUGUUUGACGCUCUCACUGACCACGUCGAUGAGAAGCAGGUGGACCCCACCCUCUUCAAGGAUGUCUACACCUUCUGGAAGGAGGCUGAGGCGCAGGACGUGGACCUGCCCCCCGAGGUCGUGGACCGCCUGGACAAUAACGAGUGUGUCUACAAGUUGUCGUCCUGCGUCAAGACCUCCCAUGGGGUUGGGAAGAUCGCCAUGACCCAGAAACGCCUCUUCUUGCUCCAGGAAGGACGACCGGGGCUCUGGGAAAUAACCAGGUUCAGAGACAUAACGGAGGUGAAGAUCUCGUCGUCACCCUUCCUCCUGCUGCGCGUCCCCUCCCUGUGCAUCAGGACGGCGUGCAGGGCCGAGGGCUUUGAGGCCAACCUGAAGACGGAGACGGGCCUCUGGGACCUGGUGAUCAGAGAGAUGUGGGCGGGCCGAAGGAUGGCCGAUCAGCAUAAGGACCCCCAGUACAUGGCCCAGGCCCUGACCAACAUGCUCCUAAUGGAUGCUGUGGCAGGUUGUCUGCACAGCCAGAGGUCAAUCGGCUCUGCCUCCAAACUGGCCUACUUCGACAGGAUCAAGCAUGAAGUGCCCAUGAUGGUGCCUGAGGCCACUUCUCAGACUCUGAAACACAAGAUCAACCCUUCACAGGACCUGGCUGAACCCCAGACUGUGCAUGUUCUGCUGUACACACCGGGCCAGCUGAGCUGCAGCGACACAGAGGAAGGCGGGAAUCCCAAGCUGUGGGUGGCACUGAGCGGGGGCCGCGUGGUGGUGUUCGACGCAGCCAGCUGGUCCAUGCUGCAGGACUGCAUCCAGGUCGGGAACGCUCAGCUGAACUGUAUGCUGGGAGUUGGACAGGACCAGGUGUGGAUUGGCUCUCAGGACUCUGUGAUCUACAUCGUCGACCCACGCAGCAUGUCUUGUAACAAGCAGCUCACAGAGCACAGGCACGAAGUCACCGGCUUCGCCGUCUACAACGAGCAGCCGUACUCCUGCAGCGCUGAGGGCAUCAUCCUGCUGUGGGACGCCUCCAGCCUCACAGUCAACCGGCAGCUGCUGCUCACAUGUGACCGGCUCUCCUCCAUACAGAUCCACAAUGGCAUGCUGUGGUGCUGUUGUGGUGACAGCAUUGUGGAGGUCAGACGGAAUGGUGCACUUCAGAGGAGGAUUUCAAUGCCUGAUGAUCUACUGACCAUGCCCAGUUGCUUCAACAGCUUUGUCCUUAUCAUGGAGCUAGGACAGUUGUGGACGGGCUGCCCAGACUCUGGAGAGCUGUGUGUGUGGCACACGUCGGACGCCAAGAGGCCCGUUAAAAGAAUCCCAUUACCGGGCAUCUCUGGAGUCAAUUGUAUGAUUAGGGUCAAAGACCAGAUCUGGGUUGGUUGCCAGGGCGACAGGGUCCUCGGAGGACCGUACGGCGGCCAGCUGAGGAGCCUGGUGCUGGUGGUGGACCCCGGCAGCCACGCGGUGCAGAAGGAGCUGCAGGCCCACUCGGACACCAUCCACACCCUGUGCUCUGCGGAGCACCGCUACGUCCUCAGCGGCUCCGGGCGCCGCGACGGCAAGAUCGCCAUCUGGAAGGUUGACUAGAGGGGGGUGGCGACGAGAGAUGAACUGACAUGCAUAGUUUUGAACAAAAGAAUGGACCUUGAGGAAGGAGAUGAUGGUGUUUUCUGAGAGCAGCUUGAUUUAUUUUUAGGAUUGGAUACUUGAUGAUCUUUGGCUGAUCAUUCACUUCAGUGAGGCGUUGAAGUAAAAUACCUUGAAAAGCAGAAAAGGGAUUCAUGAAAAAAAGCAGAGACCUUUUCUUUGUGCUUUAAAUCACAUCCAGCAACGAGAAAGACCAAAGGCAACGGAGGAGGAUGAUUGUCAACUAUUACAAAUGUACUUUUUGAAAUGAAAAUUAAGUAAUUCAUUCAUGAUUUUCACAUCUGCUCCUAAAUAGUUAGUAUGAAGUCAUAGUGCCUCAGUCUUUUGUAAGCAGUAUUUAUCAUCAUAAUAAAUGUCAGGGAAGGACAGUGUAUUGAAAGUUAAAGAAAGGUCUUUCAUGCAUGAGCUCAAUAAAUGACGAGAAAAAGUUG
Molecule: messenger RNA, 4794 nt
Organism: Gadus morhua (Atlantic cod)
Lineage: Eukaryota; Metazoa; Chordata; Actinopteri; Gadiformes; Gadidae
Product: DENN domain-containing protein 3
Exons: 28
Coding region: 470-4303 (1277 amino acids)
Biological process (GO): regulation of Rab protein signal transduction
Cellular component (GO): cytoplasmic vesicle
Molecular function (GO): protein binding
Source: RefSeq, a predicted model, not a curated record